This is a messenger RNA of Anolis sagrei ordinatus, 3398 nucleotides long. The record is from RefSeq and is a predicted model, not a curated record. Lineage: Eukaryota; Metazoa; Chordata; Lepidosauria; Squamata; Anolidae.
GAAAGCCUUGCGAAGUUUCCUGACUUGGGGAAAGAGUGCCUUCCUUCCUUCCUUCCUUCCUUCCUUCCUUCCUUCCUUCCUUCCUUCCUUCCUUCCCAGGGGGAAGGGGAGAUGGCUCUUCUGCCCAGGUUGGAGCCUGGCUGCAAGGACAGGCUGCAGGAAGGAAGUCAGCCCAGUGGUGCUUCAGGUUCAGCAGAGCCAAGCCAGGACCCUCCACCUGCCUUUCCUGCUGCUGGGAAUGGAGGGCAGUUGUGGGGAGGAGGAAGCCUUCUUGUGGGGAAGGAGGAGGGGGGGCUGCUAAGGGGAGAGCCCCCACCACCUUCAGGGGCAGAGCGCCAGAGCUUCAGGCAGUUCACCUACCAGGAGGCCUUGGGGCCCCGAGAGGCCUGCAGCCGCCUCCACUCUCUCUGCCGCCUGUGGCUGAAGCCCCAGCGACACUCCAAGGCGGAGAUGCUGGACCUGGUCAUCCUGGAGCAGUUCCUGGCCGUCCUUCCUGCCGAGAUGGAGCGCUGGGUCAGGGAAUGUGGGGCAGAGACCAGCUCCCAGGCCGUGGCCUUGGCUGAAGGCUUCCUCCUGAGUCGGGCAGAAGAGGAGAAAGAGAAGGGACAACAGGCGGCGGACUUGUGUGCAGAAGUGGCUUCCGCCUUGGAAAGGCCUUCCUCCACCUCCAGCCGGUUGUCAGAUUGUGCAGGAGAAAGAGACCCUCCCAGCUCCAUAAGAGGUGAAUCAGAACCAACACAUACUGGCUUACCUCUUCCUUCUGAUGCACGCAGCGCACCUUCUGUGAAACCAGAUAAGGUGACCUUCCAAGAGGUGACCGUGUCUUUCAGUGAGGAGGACUGGGCCUUGCUGAGUACGGACCAAAGGGCCUUGCAUCAAGAAGUUAUGGAGAAAAAUCUGGAGAUGGUGUCCUCUUUAACAAUUCGCGGAGAAGGGGAACCAUCUCAAUACUGGGACUGUGGAGAGAAUCAGGAGCUGUCUCUCUCUCGUCAGCAAGCAAUGACCACUAAGAGGAAGCCCUUCAAGUGCUUGCAGUGGGGAAAAUGUUUCCGUCAGAAGAAAAGCAUUGCUAAGAAUCAAGCAACCCACACCAGAGAGAAAAAGUUCAAAUGCUUGGAGUGUGGAAAGUCUUUUAUUCGGAAGGGACAUCUCACUACUCAUCAAACAAUUCACUCAGGGGAGAAACCCUUUAAAUGCUUGGAAUGUGGGAAGAGUUUCACUCAGAAAACAAGCCUCACCUAUCAUCAUGCAAUUCAUUCUGGGGAGAAGCCAUUUAAAUGCUUGGAGUGUGGGAAAGGCUUCAUUCAGAAGACAAGACUAACUUCUCAUCAAACAAUUCACUCGGGGGAGAAACCCUUUAAAUGCUUGGAAUGUGGAAAGUCUUUUAUUCGGAAGGCACAUCUCACUUCUCAUCAAACAAUUCACUCUGGGGAGAAAACCUUCAAAUGCUUGGAGUGUGGAAAGAGUUUCACUCAUAAGUUAAGCCUCACCUAUCAUCAAGCAGUCCAUUCUGGGGAGAAGCCAUGUAAAUGCUUGGUGUGUGGGAAGGGCUUCAUUCGGAAGAAACAUCUGAUUUACCAUCAAGCAAUUCAUACUGGGGAGAAGCCAUUCAAAUGCUUGGAGUGUGGAAAAGGCUUCAUUCAGAAGAGACAUCUGACUUAUCACCAAGCAAUUCAUACUGGGCAGAAGCCAUUUAAAUGCUUGGAGUGUGGAAAGCGGUUCACUCAUAAGUUAAACCUCAACUGUCAUCAAGCAGUCCAUUCUGGGGAAAAGCCAUUUAAAUGCUUGGAGUGUGGAAAGCGUUUCACUCAUAAGUUAAGCCUUACCUAUCAUCAAGCAGUCCAUUCUGGAGUGAAGCCAUUUAAAUGCUUGGAGUGUGGAAAGACUUUCACUCGUAAGUUAAGCCUCACCCAUCAUCAAGCAGUCCAUUCUGGGGACAAGCCAUUUAAAUGCUUGGAGUGUGGGAAGGGCUUCAUUGAGAAGAAACGCCUGAUUUAUCAUCAAGCAAUUCAUACUGGGGAGAAGCCAUUUAAAUGCUUGGAGUGUGGGAAGGGUUUCACGCACAAGAUAGGCCUCAGCAAUCAUCAAACUACUCAUACUGGGGAGAAGGCAUUUAAAUGUUUGGAGUGUGGAAAGAGUUUCAGUCAAAAGACACACCUGACUAAACAUAAAGCUAUUCAUACUGGGGAGAAGCCAUUUAAAUGCUUGGAGUGUGGAAAGGGCUUCAAUCAGAAGAUACAUCUGACUUAUCAUCAAGCAAUUCAUACUGGGGAAAAACCAUUUAAAUGCUUAGAGUGUGGGAAGGGCUUCGCUCACAAGAUAAGUGUCACCAAACAUCAAAAUACUCAUACCGGGGAGAAGCCAUUUAAAUGCUUGGAGUGUGGGAAGAGUUACACUCAGAAGAUGGGUCUUACCAAUCAUCAAGCUACUCAUACUGGGAAGAAGCCAUUUAAAUGCUUGGAGUGUGGAAAGAGUUUCACUGAGAAGAAAAGCCUCAUCUAUCAUCAAGCGAUUCAUACUGGGGAGAAGCUAUUUAAAUGCUUGGAGUGUGGGAAGGGCUUCAUUCAGAAGAUACAUCUGACUCGUCAUCAAGCAAUUCAUACUGGGGAGAAGCCAUUUAAAUGCUUGGAGUGUGGGAAAGGCUUCGUUCAGAAGAGAAAUCUCAGUUGUCAUCAAGCAAUUCAUACUGGAGAGAAACCAUUUAAAUGCUUGGAGUGUGGGAAGGGCUUCGCUCACAAGAUAAGCCUUACCAAUCAUCAAACUACUCAUACUGGGGAGAAGCCAUUUAUAUGCCUGGAGUGUGGAAAGGGCUUCCCAUACAAGGCAAGGCUCACACAACAUCAAAGAAUCCACACUGUAGAAAAACCAUUUCAAUGCUUGGAGUGUGGAAGAAGUUUCAAACAGAAGAAAAGCUUCCAUCUUCAUCAAGUGAAACACACAGGGGAAAAAACACUUUAAAUGCGCUUUUGCCAGUAGAAACACCUCCCUCCUUUUCCCUCAUCCAAACCAUGAGGAGACUGAACGUCUGCAAUAGAGAGAAAUAACUUUAAAAUUCUAUUUCUUUGUUGUUCUUUUUUCAGGAAUGACUGGAAUUUAAAAAAAAUUAUUUCUGAACAAACUUGCUUCUUUAUAUGAAAUAUCAAAACAAGUGUUGCUGAAAAUAAGAAAGAAGGACAAAAAAGAGGUUUCAAGCUAGAUAAGAUUCAUAUCCAGGAAUAUGAAGUAUAUCUUGGGACUCCACUUUUUCCCUUCACAAAGAGGGCUCAAAGCAGUUGUUCUCCUUGCUCUUCUUCGAUGAGCAUGAAAAGAUGUCUGCUGUGGGUUAGAUGGAUAGCUAGGCCCUGUUCACUUUCCUAUCUAGUGAUGUUCUUUUAAUAAAGUCUAUUAUAACUCGUUAA